Molecule: messenger RNA, 3040 nt
Organism: Eucalyptus grandis
Lineage: Eukaryota; Viridiplantae; Streptophyta; Magnoliopsida; Myrtales; Myrtaceae
Product: disease resistance protein RPV1
Exons: 3
Coding region: 304-765 (153 amino acids)
Source: RefSeq, a predicted model, not a curated record
UGAAUUUGAAAAUUUUCUUUCUGGCUUUACAUUGAAACUGAAGAAGUGAGAGAUCAUCCAUGCCGUUCCUCCAACUUGAAAAGGAGCCGAUGGAGAAAAUGUUACAAGAUAUCCAGUAGGGUGAGGACUUAUUGUGGUAUAUAUUCUCCCUCGUUCCAGAGUACGCUCCUGCAGUCGUUCCAAGACUAGGGCCGCCGGGUCGGCUUGCGGCUUCUGCACACGAUCGCCCGGCCCAAGAUUUCGAUUCCCAUCUUCUCUGAGAGCUGCGGUGCCAGCAAACGGUGCCUCCGCCAGCUCGUUCAGAUGGCGGCGGACGGGAAGAGCGCGGGACAAGUGGUCUUGCCCUUCUUCGACGGAGUCGAGCGCUCGCACGCGCCACACCUGACGGGGAGCUUCCAGGAGGCCUUCCGUUCACAGGAGAUGUGCUUUGAGCAAAGGGAUGUGGAGGCAGGGCAACAGGUGCUCGGAGAUGUCAGCUUCUUGAAAGGAUGGGAAUGGGAGAGAAUCGUUAAUGGGCACCGAGGAGAAUUUGUAAUAAUAGUUGUUGAAACUGAUCCGAGCGAGUUUCGACAAGGUUUUCGGAUAAAUGUUCCUGAGAGUUUGGUUGGAAAUAAUGAUCAUAUUAAGAAGAUUAUGGGAUUGCUGGACACUACUUCCAAUGGUACUCGAAGAAUUGGAAUUUAUGGCAUGGGUGGCAUUGGCAAAAUCACUUUCACCUUCGGAGAAUUUGCGCUUCAAAAAAUUGUCAAUGAUUCUUCUCGAUGACGUGGAUCAUAAGUAUCGAUUAAAUGCUUUGACCCAAGCACAAAAUUGGUUUACGUCAGGAAGUAGGAUCAUCGUCACAUUUAGAUAUGAAGCUGUACUUGAUCAAGGUGGAAUUUUGAUUAGACUACAAGUAUGACUAUCCUCCAAGUGCGUUGUAAGGUAAAUUCGGGAGGAUUCCUUUUAGCUCUUGAGGUUAUAGGUUCAUAUUUGUCUGUCUAAUCUAAUAAAUAGAUAUGAGAAGUGCUUAAGAACUUAAGGAAAGAACCUGAUAGAGAUGUCCAAAAGAUAUUGAGGAUAAGUUAUGACGCAUAUCAAUAAAUUUUCCUCAACAUUGCUUGCUUUUUCAUUGGCAUGAAUAGUAAUUUUGCCAAAGGACACUUCAAGUUGUAGGUUCAUAUUUAUGUAUUUAAUUCAACAAGAAUAUAUGGGAAGUGCUUCAGAAAUGAAGAAACAAACCUCUCAUAGAGAUGUCCAAAAGAUUUUGAGGAUAAGUUAUGACGCAUAUCCACAAUUUUCUCCAACAUUGCUUGUUUUUUCAUUGGCAUGGUUAGCCCAUUCGCCAGAGGAUUGUGAAAUUUGUCCGGUUUGAUAAUUGAAUAACUGAUAACAUAUUGUGGUGAUGAAAGAUAUAGUCAAGAGAUCUUGGUUAGGAUGUUGUGUGCCUAGCAAAGGACAUUGUGUGCACCGAUGACGUUUUGUGCCUAGAAGGGUUAACAUAUGUUGGUGAGUGAAGGGUAUAGUCAGUUAAGAGGCCUUGGUAAGGACGUUGUGUGCCUAGAAGCGUGAGCAGAAGAACUGGUCUAUGGAUCUUUGAGGAAGCCUUGAAAGUACUAGAAGCGAAUAAGGUAAUCUACUACCUAUUUUUGCCUGCUCUCUUAGCUCUUAUGUACUUAUUUAAUUCAAUAUGUAGCAUCUGUUGUUGUUUAAUACUUACCUAUUAAAUUGCAUAAUGGCAAGCUCCUGUUUCUAGGGAUAUUUCUCUUCCCUUCUAUUUUAAAUACUGUUAUAAAAAAAUUCUAGUUGUAAAUCUAAAGAAUCUGGAGAUGAAAAGGGAUGUUGCAGCUCUAAAAAAUGUAUUUCUGAACACAUAAAGUACUGUGCUUCACUGCAUAGUCAUAACACGAACGACUACAACAAAGCCACAGCUUUACCAAACAGAUGCUUUAUCAUCGUAAAGUAGAUAAUCACUUCCUUUUAAUUGGUUUUGUGACUCUUUAUUGUUGGCUUGCUUUUAACAGCUUGACCUUUAAAGAAAAAAUAUGUGUCUAAAAUGAGAUGAGAACGGGUCAUAAGUUCUAAUCUUGGCAGUCCUUGUGUUUGUUAUGUCUGUUACUGUUCUUAUUGUGCUUGUUUUAUGGUCUGCAGUUGUCUAUGUGAUGUGGAUAUGUUCAGAUAUAGUUUCAUGUGUUAUGCUUCAUAUUUGAGUAAAUGUGUUAAGUAAUAUGUUAUAUAGAUUGUGUUGACCUGAACUUUUUCUCAGACAUAUGAUGCAAUACUAAUGAUAUCCAGUGUUUUACUUUUAGGUUACUGGAAAGGGUUGGGCCGUUUGUUUUGAGAGAGAUGCACAGAUGAGAUAGUUUGACCAAGGUUGUUGAAUAUACAAAGGUGAACGGUUUCAAAAUUUGUUGAACUUAACAUUCCUUGUAGUAAGAGGUGAAAUCUUACUGGAGAUUGUAUGUAAUUAUUAUCUGAAUUAAGAUGGCUUCUGUGGAAGAGUUGUCCUCCCUCUGUUUUGUCGCAGACAAUUUUCAUCUAGGAACAAUUGGUUGACCUGAGAUUUUUCGCAAAGUAAUACUUCAAAGCACUGUGGAAGAUGGAGUUAGAUCAUGAUGGCAAAGCAGCUAAAAGUUCUCAAGCUAAUGUACUCCUGACCUGUCAGCCUUUACAAAUUUGGAGACUCUAAUCCUUGAAUGUUGCGACUCAUUGGAAUGAAUUCACUCUUCUAUUGGAAAGGUCAAGAGCCUUGCUUCCAUGGAAUUGAGUGACUGUAAGAAUCUAGUGGACCUACCUACAGAAUUGGGUAGAUUAGAAGAAUUAAAAGAACUUCUAGAUGGAACAGCUAUACGAGAAAUUCAUACAUUUUCAGGUUCUCUGAAGAAGCUGGAGAGGCGUAAUGGCAAGUAUUGUUAGUUAUUAGUGGGCUGCCUGACUCAAUAAGCCAUCUUGUAAAUUUGUCAACCCUGGAUUGAAUUUCUGUAGAAAUUUCACUCAAUAUCGGGAGGCCAUCGGCUCCCUCAUUUAUUUAUUUAUUUUUGCUCAGUAUUUGGCCCCCUUA